Salvelinus namaycush (lake trout) is the source of this 3311-nucleotide messenger RNA. Its product is annotated as UDP-N-acetylhexosamine pyrophosphorylase-like. Gene Ontology annotation, biological process: UDP-N-acetylglucosamine biosynthetic process. The coding region runs from base 1074 to 2636 and encodes 520 amino acids. NCBI's taxonomy places the organism in Eukaryota, Metazoa, Chordata, Actinopteri, Salmoniformes, Salmonidae. The record is from RefSeq and is a predicted model, not a curated record. The transcript has 11 exons. Gene Ontology annotation, molecular function: UDP-N-acetylglucosamine diphosphorylase activity.
GUUCCUAGCUCCAACAGUGCAGUAAUAUCUAAAAAUACACAACAAGACACACUAAUCUAGAAAGUAAAGUGAUAGAAUUAAGAAAUGUAGAAACAACUGAUCUUCAGGUCGGAAAGUCAGAGUUCUCGAAAGAUGUCAAAUUUUUCGACUUGGAAUUCCGAGUUGGAUGACUGUUCAAUCCGAUUUUUCAGUUGUCUUGAACGCACUGAAGUCAGAGAUUUUAGAGUUUCGAGUUCCCCGUUGUUUUGAACGUGGAAUAUUCACAUCGACUGACAAAUUGCUAUAACAUAUGAUGUGCUUGGCUGAUACUUAAAAUACCUUUCCAGGCGUUGUAAGAUCUGACAGGCGUCAGCAACACCUGGGCAAAGGAAUUCGCCAAUUGUAACGCUGUCAUGACCAGAAGUCUCACAAAACUCAGUUUUGGACAAGACUGACUUUAUGACCAAAAUUAUCCUAUUUACACUUUGUGGUCAAUUAUGACAGUAUAAUAAAUGUUUCUGACUCAUAUCGAUGCACAUAGGGUGUUUUCGAAAUAAGAAGUUGGUUUUAACUUUUAAAUGUGAACUUCAACCGGGUAUCAGAGUUGUUACGUCCCAAGGAUCUCAUUUAGACUUCUCCGUAAUUAAAGUCAAACGUCACGUUUCUACUUUUCUCGUACCUGAUUGGAUGGAUAGUUGUUAUCCCCUACAGAUAUGGGAUCAGUCUACAGUUAAAAAAUUACAAAUAAUUAUAACGACGGCAAUUUUUCUCGUUGGAUGGUCUCAUAACUAUUUUACUACCAUAGUCUGUUCAUGGUUCAUCUUUAUGGUUAAUCUAAUCUUUCUGAGUUUGCUGACUUUUUCUUCAAUACUGUAAAGGCAAAAUGUAAGUGAGCUGCAGGGCGUUCCAAUUCGACUCGAGUGCCACGUCAAAGCGAUGUAGGAGGUGUACUCGAGGGGGCGGGGGGCACGGUGGCCAAUACAAGAAUCUGCUGUUAGACGCUGUCCGGCCAAAUUGAUUCCUAGACACAGCGUUGAAGGUAGAUUCCCUAGAGGAUAUUAUUUUAGCCCUAACCCAGGAGUGUGAUCAUUGUCAUGGAGAGCACCAGAAGCAGACUGGCCCAGAGGCUAGCUGAAGCCGGCCAGUCUCACCUUGUGCAGUUCUGGGACGAGCUGACCCCCGAGCAGCAAGCUGAGAUGACCUCUGACCUAGAAGCUAUGGACUUCCAGGAGAUCAACAAGUUCUUCCGCAGCGCCAUGGAGGUGUCGCGCAGCAGCAAGCAGGAGAAGAUGGACGCCCGCAUGGAGCCGGUGCCCAGGGAGGUGUUGGGCAGCGUGACCAGGGACAGAGACUGCAUCAAGGACUGGGAAGAGAAGGGUCUGCGGUGUAUCUCCCAGAGCAGGGUGGCUGUUCUCCUGCUAGCGGGCGGCCAGGGGACCAGGCUGGGGGUGUCCUACCCUAAAGGCAUGUACGACGUGGGCCUGCCCUCCCACAAGACCCUGUUCCAGAUCCAGGCAGAGAGGAUACUGAGGCUGCAACAGCUGGCAGAACAGAGACAUGGAGCCAAGUGCUGCAUCCCCUGGUACAUCAUGACGAGCGGCCGGACCAUGGAGUCAACUAAAACGUUUUUUUCGCGCCACAGCUACUUUGGGUUGUGCAAAGACAACGUGAUUUUCUUCCAGCAGGGCAUGCUGCCUGCCAUGGACUACAAUGGCAAGAUCAUCCUGGAGAGCAAAAACAAGCUGGCCAUGGCCCCAGAUGGUAACGGUGGUCUUUACAGAGCUCUGGGUACCCAGGGGAUCGUGGAGGACAUGGAUCGGAGGGGGGUCAAGUUCAUCCAUGUCUACUGUGUGGACAACAUCCUGGUUAAAGUAGCAGACCCUGCCUUUGUUGGCUUCUGUGUCCAGAAAGGAGGAGACUGUGGGGCUAAGGUUGUGGAGAAGACCAAUCCAACGGAGGCGGUGGGCGUGGUCUGUAAGGUCGACGGACGUUACCAGGUGGUAGAAUACAGCGAGAUCACCUUGGCUACGGCUGAGAAGCGCAGCGCAGACGGACGGCUGAUGUUCAAUGCAGGAAACGUUGCCAAUCACUUCUUCACCCUAGCCUUCCUCAGGGACAUCGUCCAGACGUUCGAGCCUCAGCUGCAGCAUCACGUGGCCCAGAAGAAAAUCUCGUAUGUGGACACGCAGGGACGGCUAAUCAAACCCGACAAACCCAACGGGAUUAAAAUGGAAAAAUUUGUCUUUGACAUAUUCCAGUUUGCCAAGGCCUUUGUGGUGUAUGAGGUUCUUCGUGAAGACGAGUUCUCUGCCCUGAAGAACGCCGACAGCCAGGAUGGUAAAGACACGCCCACCACGGUGAAACACGCCCUCAUGUCCCUGCAUCACCGCUGGGUCCUCAAUGCUGCAGGACACUUUAUAGAUGAGAACGGGACACGUGUGCCUGCUAUACCCAGAGAUGGACCUGCAGGAUGUGGCACAGCUGAUGUCAACCAGAAUCUGAAGGAUGGAACAGACCUGCCAAUCAAAUGUGAGAUCUCCCCACUGGUGUCCUAUGGAGGAGAGGGUUUGGAGGAGCUGGUGAGUGGGCGAGAGUUCCGCCCUACCCUGGUCAUCGAUGAAAGUGGAGCCCACGAACUGGUGAAGAAUGGCUUGUGAGGGAUGGAAAAUGGAGAGAGAGCGAGUGAGCAAAAAUCAGAGAUGAGCCAAAGACCUAUUCCACUCCUUCCCCCACUCCCUCUCCUCCUCCCUACAACUGGAAGAAACUGUGACGUUUGUUUCCGUGCAAUAAUGCUGCGUUCAUUUGCUUUCCUAAAUAAUUGAAACACAAUGCAUUUCCGACAUCCAAAAACGAGCUUCUUAAUUGGAAUUUUAAGUGGGAAACCUGUACUAUAACUCAGGAGAUCCAACCCCCAGUUGAAAUGUUUUCCAAAUUUUUGUUUUUUCUGAGGAGCAUGUGGCCGCAGCACAGGAUGAAGGACAGAAGCCUUGCGGGGCUGGAUGAAGCAGUUUGAAGAUCAAGCUAUUUAUUUUGCUUAAGUCCAAUAUUUUUAUCUGUCUUGUAGAUGGAAAUUACCACCUAUGCAUUUUACCAAGUGAUUUGUACAUACAGAUACAAAUAGAGAUGGGUACAGCAAUUGUAGUCAGAUGAACCUAAUAUAAAUGAUUGAUUUAUUAUUAACAUGUAAUGUUUGUUCAUGGAAAGAGUUUUUUGAUGAUAACUGGGUUGCAUAGCACACUACUGCUAGUCUUCUGCCUGAUUGGCUUCCAAAUGACGCUGUUGACAUAAGAAUUGUUUUCCAUUUUCUUUAUUAAAGAAAUAUCCAAUUUGAA